UAGAAAAUUUCUUGAAUUCGAAUUCUAGGAUUUUUGAGCCUUCCUCUCCUGAUGAAUCUGCUAGCAGGUGCUUGAUUUCUUGAAAAUAUGGCAAUUUGACUUGAAGAAUCAAUUGUUCAUAUCCUGGGGUUCUUGGUAAUGGAGGGCCAUAUACCUAUAAUGAAAUUACUUGUUAUAUUCAUUUCUUGUUUGUGGGUGCCCAUGGAAGUUAUUGGCAAAACUAGAAACGCCGCUGCUCCAGCUAGGCCAAAGGUGGUGAACGUUGGAGCUUUGUUUACAUUAAACUCUGCUAUUGGACGGUCGGCUAAGCCUGCAAUUAUCGCUGCAGUUGAUGAUAUAAAUUCUGAUUCUAGCAUUCUUAGGGGCACAAAGUUGAACCUCAUCUUGCAGGAUACAAAUUGCAGUGGAUUUCUUGGAACUGUUGAAGCUAUGCAGCUCAUAGACAGAGAUGUUAUUGCUGCAAUUGGUCCACAAUCGUCAGGAAUAGCCCAUGUUAUUUCCCACGUCGUGAGUGAACUUCAUGUGCCACUCUUAUCAUUUGGGGCUACAGACCCAACUCUUUCUGCUCUGCAGUACCCGUACUUCGUUCGCACUACAGCAAGUGAUUACUUCCAGAUGUAUGCUGUUGCCAAUCUUGUAGAAUACUUUGGAUGGAGAGAGGUAGUUGCCAUCUUUGUUGAUGAUCAUUAUGGUAGAAAUGGGAUUUCUAUAUUGGGUGAUGCACUUGCAAAGAACCGUGCUAAGAUUUCUUAUAAGGCUGCCUUUGCUCCUGGAGCCACUGCAAGUGAUAUAGAAAGCCUAUUGGUUGGAGUGAACCUUAUGGAAUCACGGGUUUUUGUCAUACAUGUUAAUCCUGAUUCAGGUCUUGAAGUCUUUUCAAUAGCAAAACGUCUUGGAAUGAUGGACAGUGGAUGUGUUUGGAUUGCUACAGAUUGGCUUCCUUGUGUUUUGGAUUCUUCAGAUACUGUUAUUCCCAAUACUAUGGAUCUUAUACAAGGGGUUAUUGCACUUCGCCAUCACACGCCAGACUCUGAUAUUAAAAAAAAAUUCACUUCUCGUUGGAGAAACUUAAAAGAUAAAGAAACCCCAAAGUUCAAUUCAUAUGCUCUAUAUUCAUAUGAUUCUGUGUGGUUACUUGCUCGAGCUCUUGAUGCUUUCUUUGAUGAUGGAGGCACUGUUACUUUUUCUAAUGAUCCCAGAUUGCACGACAGCAAUGGGACCUCUCUGAAACUAAGCGCCCUCCGAAUUUUUGAUGAAGGCCCAAAGUUACUCCAGAAACUUGUUGCAACAAACUUCACAGGUCUAACGGGACCAAUACAAUUUGAUUCUGAAAAAAAUUUGAUUCGUCCAGCAUAUGAUGUUCUCAACAUUGGUGGAACUUCAUUGAGGUUGCUUGGUUAUUGGUCAAAUUACUCGGGGCUCUCUACUGUUGCACCAGAAAUAUUAUAUACAAAGCCACCAAACACUUCUACCAGUAAUCAACAUCUCUAUGGUGUUAUAUGGCCUGGGGAAACUACAACAAAGCCUCGGGGAUGGGUGUUCCCAAACAACGGGAAGCCUUUGCAAAUUGCUGUGCCAUAUCGAGUUACUUAUGCUGAAAUUGUGAGUAAAGACAAAGGACCUUUAGGGACCAAAGGAUAUUGCAUUGACAUAUUUGAAGCUGCAAUAGGAUUGCUGCCUUACCCUGUUCCUCACAAAUAUAUUUUAUACGGAGACGGUCGAAGAAACCCUUCAUACAACAACAUUGUUAAUGAUGUGGUGCAAAGUAAAUAUGAUGCAGCUGUUGGGGAUAUUACUAUUACCACGAAUAGGACGAGAAUUGUGGACUUUACACAACCUUACAUGGAGUCUGGGCUCGUUGUUGUUGCUUCUGUCAAAGAGAUUAAAUCUAGUCCGUGGUCUUUCCUCAAGCCAUUUACUUGGCAAAUGUGGUGUUUAACUGUCGUGUUUUUUGUCUUCGUGGGAGCCGUGGUCUGGAUACUCGAGCACCGGACGAAUCAUGAGUUCCGUGGUUCUCCAAGGCAACAACUGAUAACGAUGUUUUGGUUAGUAUCUGUUGAAAUCCUUAAUUGAUUGAGAAUGGUUGUUAGGGAUCCCCCUUUCCAUAGUUAGAAUAUAUUGAUUGAUUUGUUGCAGAUUUCUAUAGAUUAUAGGAUAAUUUUAUUUCCCUUUCUCCUUCCAUCUUUGAUCGAUAAAUAGGGAACCUUGUACCGUACAAAAUUUAAGAAAUAUAGUCCCGUUUGAGUC
Messenger RNA from Olea europaea var. sylvestris, 2247 nucleotides. Its product is annotated as glutamate receptor 3.4-like. The record is from RefSeq and is a predicted model, not a curated record. The coding region runs from base 139 to 2073 and encodes 644 amino acids. NCBI's taxonomy places the organism in Eukaryota, Viridiplantae, Streptophyta, Magnoliopsida, Lamiales, Oleaceae. The transcript has 3 exons. Gene Ontology annotation, molecular function: glutamate-gated receptor activity. Gene Ontology annotation, cellular component: plasma membrane.